AUGGCUGCCGGUCAGCAAACGCCUCGCAACCUAGCCGUCAAGCAGACACCCCCUAUUCGCGCUCAUACUCCGAUUCCGGUCUCGCCUCCAGUUUCACGAGCGCAGUCAAUUGAGCCACAAUCCAUAAGUGCAAGUUCUACUAGCACUGAACUUCUGAAUGGAACACAGGAUUCAGACCCAGAACAAGAUAGUACCUACUAUACAGCUCAUGGUCGGUUCGCUGGCGACGUUGCGGCCGCCAUAGACGCGAAGAACGGGCUCAGCUUGACUGCAACUUCGAAUCGUGUCCCAUUUGUAGAUGCGCCCUUGUUUGGAGAUGUCGACUUGGACUCGCUGUCACACCUUGGCGCUGUUGUUGAACUGCCUCCUCGACCAUCCGCUGAUAACCUUGUCAAUAUAUAUUUCCAACACAUCGAUCCCGCUGAGCCCGUGUUAGAUCCGGAACAUUUUCACAGGCACUACGAGCAAUUUUACUCUGACUGUGGCUCAUUCCGACACGCAGAUCAAGAUUAUUGGCCUAGUAUACUCAAUACUGUCUUCGCCCUGGCCGUACAGAGACAAGAAUUGAUUCCUCAGCAAGCACGCGAUGAAAAGGCCAAUGGCUACUUUCGACUUGCGUGGGCACUUCUCCGCCCUGAGACAAUCCUUUGGACCUCUGGAUCAAUCGAGCUGGUUCAGUGCUUGAUGCUUAUGAACCGAUAUCUCCACUGCACCAACAAUCAACAGAAGACAUGGAUGACGGCGGGGUUGGCCAUGCGAAUUGCGCAAAAUAUGUGUGCUCAGCCGUCUCCGGUCAAAGAGAGGGAGCUGAAGGAGAGGGUUUGGGCUAGCUGUAUUGCCCUUGAUCGAUGCGUUUCGUGGUCACUUGGUAGGACAUCCGCGCCAUCUCUAACCCCCUUACCGAGCAGACCCGCUUCCGUGUCAUUGAGCGGGGGCCACAAAUCGGGUAGGCAUGCUGAGCGUCUUAGGCGAGCGCUGGAGCUACAUGAAAUUGGCAGUCACAUUCAGCUGGCGCAGACACAGACUCGAAAUAGUCUCGCUGCCGGGUUGGGGCUGCCACGUCUGUAUCAACAAGACGAAUACCACGCGGUAGCGGUGCAAUUAGACACCUCUCUCAACAAAUGGGAGGAGAGCCUCCCCAGCGACUGGCAGCUGCGAAACAUUCCAAAUGUGGUCGACCGGGUGUCUCGAGCAGAGGGAUAUCUGCUUCAUCUUCGCCUUCUCCACACCCGAAUCUGCCUCCACAGGCCCAUGCUCGCUCGCUACUCAUUAAAAUCCAAGACACCACCCCCAGCCCACACCUCCAACCCACCCAGCCUAAGCGACCGCCUCCUCCGAGAAAGCGCCACCAUUUGCAUCGAAGCAGCACAAACCAUCACCUCACUCAUUCUCGAGGUUCACAAUCCCGAAGAACCAAUCGGCCUCCUACCCUGGUGGUACCGAAUCUACUAUCUGCACAUCGCAGGAACCAUUUUCCUAGCCGCCAUGUUCAGCUCAGAGCUAUUCACAAUUUCCGUAUCACAGUCUUGGAAACAAGUCAUGUCUUCUCUUCGAGCGCACGAGCACCUAAGUACAUAUAUUCCACAAUGCAUUCGCACAUUCGAGACGUUCUCAAGGUAUACUCAGUAUUACUGA
Molecule: messenger RNA, 1635 nt
Organism: Aspergillus ibericus CBS 121593
Lineage: Eukaryota; Fungi; Ascomycota; Eurotiomycetes; Eurotiales; Aspergillaceae
Product: putative transcription factor
Exons: 4
Coding region: 1-1635 (544 amino acids)
Biological process (GO): positive regulation of transcription from RNA polymerase II promoter by galactose; DNA-templated transcription
Cellular component (GO): nucleus
Molecular function (GO): zinc ion binding; DNA-binding transcription factor activity, RNA polymerase II-specific; RNA polymerase II cis-regulatory region sequence-specific DNA binding
Source: RefSeq, a predicted model, not a curated record